UGGUGAUCUUUAACAGUUCCUGAGUCAGAUUUCAUUUCCUACAUCCGGUUUUUCUUUUUUAUAACUUCCGGUUUUGGAGUAUACGUUAAUAUUCCAUAACAAUGCUCGAAAAUGGUUUAAACUGGACGUAAAACUGUCGGGCACUUGUGCCGGAAGAUCAAAUAAAUAUGGCGGAGGCCGCUGAUCACCAGCGGGGACGCGACACCAUGCCAAGGCAAGGCAAAGUUGAAAAUGUGUGUAAGCAGUGGCUUGUCCAUGAAGAUGGAGCGAUGGCCUACAACAUGCAAAAUCAAGAGAUUGAGCGACAUUAUGGUCUCAAUCGGUUUAACCGUCGGACAGUUCGUGAGGACAUUCCUGUUGCUAAGGUUCUACAGACCGAUGAGGAGGUUCGGCAGCAGGAAGAACGGUACAACGAGCUGCAGGCUCUCCGAGCUCAAGCUGACGAGGAUCAGGAGAUUGCUCUUCGUGUGAUGCAGGAGAUAGAGGGUGAGGAGGCUGCCAGACAGAGGGAGAGGGAACUGCGAGACGAGGAAAUUGCCAGAGCUGCACAGGAGAAGGAAACGCAGAAAUAUGAACGAUAUUUGGAAAAGAAGAGGGAGAAGGUCUUGAAGAAAGAACGCCACAUUUUGGAGAGACAACUGGAACAGCAUAUGGUCGAGGCCAGACUGGCAGCUGGAGAGGAAGGCCUAGAUGAUGCCAUGCAGGGCAUGUAUAUGUCAACAGCUGGGGACAGAGGUUCCUUCUCAGGGCGACAAGUCAAUGGGGGCAGAAAGGUGACUCCAGGAGGUAUUAUAGAAGACGAUGGAGAUUUCUCAGACUUUUUUGCUAUCCCUGAUCACAUCGACGACUCCCAAAAGAAAGUUGUACAAGAAAUGCAGGAUGAGGAGUUGGCACGACUACUACAAGAACAGGAACAUAAGCGAACUAAAGCCGAAGUUGAUCGAAACAAACUGAAGGAAAUUGAAGAACAGGAUGAGCGUCUCGCUAAAAUCAUUCAAGAACAGGAUAAACUACGUAUGAAGAGAGCAAAACAGCGCAAGAAACAACAGCAACAGGAAGAACACCGACGACAGCAGCAAAUGACAAACAAUAGUCCUGCUUCUCGCCCUUUACCUGAUCUACCGGGUCAAAGGUCAUCCACGUCAGACUCACCAAUGCCUCCAGUACAAAAGCCCCCAGAGCGUACACGUUUACGACGAGACAGUUUCCUACAGGGCAUCGACAGCAGUCAGAUUCCUCCUCCCUCCGUCACCGGCGACACACUUCAGUCACGCCAGUCUGGUCGGUCUUCACGCCCCAUUGACACCCUACCUCAAGAUAGUGUACAGAACGUGGAGAGAUGGUUAGCAGGAACAACCUCAGCAGCUGAUCCGGUGGAUAGUCACAUGCUUCCCUCCCCUUCUCCCCCGGGGAGUUACCACAGUGAGGAGGAGAUGCCACCCUAUAGGCCACUUCAUCCUCCGAAGCAUGUGUCUGUUAUAAACACUGCUUCCCCACCUAACCCUGCCCUACGUAACCAAACCCAAGACGAACCCUGCUAUGCGGUCAGUAAUGCCAUUCCGUACAAUAUUGCCGCCGCCAUUGACCCUACGUAUAAACGGCGACAACAUCAGAUACACGAGGAGACCGAUGUGAAGAUUCCUAUACAGCUAGCAAGCUCGCUACCAACCAGUGGAGAGACAGAUUUGGAAUGGGACCCAAAUGUAAGGGGAAGUCUCCGACGUCCAAAAGGCACCUGGAACCCAGCCUCCAUCUCCAUCGACGGUUCAUUACACAGAGAUGAUAGCUUUACUGACGAGGGACCCGUCCUGAAUCCAUGGCAACCAGUCCAAGGUCAGAGGAGGUCAGCGUCAGACCGCACCAAAAGACCCAAGAAAUCUGUAUCCUCUCCAACAGCUGCAACUGCGACAAAGGGUCAGAAAAACAACAGUAGCUGUAAACAGCAGUGAUUUGUACUAGUGUCAAAGGUUAAAGGUCAUGGCACUAUUUCGGUAAUACAUGUACACCACAAAGUAGUUCAGUAGCCACUAAUCCAUUUUCUCAGACGAAAACAUUUUUAAGUAAUAUAAAAUUGUUUCAGAGCAUGGAUUAUAUUACAUACACAAAAUGGAUAUUUUCAUGUUUAUUGAUCAAAUUUUUAACAACAUAAUAAUAUUAACAUUUCAUUAAGUAAUAUUUAAUUUUGCGUGCUUGAAUAAUUCAACUUUUAUAUAAAACCAUUCAUAUUUAUUGUGAAGAUAAGAAAUGGUACAGUAGUUAAUCUUUCAAAUCAUCCCCACUAAAAAUUUUCUUUCAUAAUUUUAUAUUAAGAAAUAUUUAUAGAUUUCUUUUAUAAUUGCAUUUUGCGGAGUUAAGAGUAUACAAUGAGAUGAACUGUAGACACAGGACUUGUAAUGAAUAUCUGUCCUACCUAUGUUUUAGCUGUACUAGGAGGAUUGUGAGGUGAAUUAAAAUUAUACAAGGCUCAUAAUGAAAUAUAUGGCUUUAUAACAUGAAAUCUGCUCAAAUGUUUGAUAAGAGCUUUAUUUAACAUUCCAAACUUAGGCUAAAGGGUUUGAAACUGAGAGGAAGAAUUUGACUGAGAGUGCAUGAUGACAAUAAUCCACAAGUGCUGUGAUCUACAUUUUAUAGAACUUGUGAUGACAUGAAAUACAACAAAUUAUGGAUAAUAAUGUACCAUGCCUGUUAUUCUGACAGAGGCAUAUUCUGUACACAUGUGCUGACGACAAAUUUUGGUGUUCUGGUUAUGAAGGGGGUCAUCAUUUCCUGGUUAAUAUAUCUUCUGACAUUUUAGUAUUUUUACUUUGUCAUCUGGAUAAAACCUAGUUUUGAUUUAAUUAGAAGGCUCUUUUGUAACCACUGAUUGAGGAAUAAGGAUAAUCAUGUAACCAAUAAUGUCACAAAAACCAACAUCCAUUUUUAUACAGUUAU
Messenger RNA from Pecten maximus, 2931 nucleotides. RefSeq names its product mediator of RNA polymerase II transcription subunit 15-like. The record is from RefSeq and is a predicted model, not a curated record. The transcript has 14 exons. Lineage: Eukaryota; Metazoa; Mollusca; Bivalvia; Pectinida; Pectinidae. The coding region runs from base 168 to 1949 and encodes 593 amino acids.